ACCUAAUUCUCAACUCGGGCAUCCCAACGCUGAGUUUGAUUUUUUGUUUUUUAUUUCUUGUUUCGAUCUGUUUGGAAAAUCUGAAUUGUUGCUUUUAUACCAUUCGGGUUCAUUUGUAUUUGAAGUGUCCCGGUACGAGAACUUUGACUGAUGUUUAAUUUUGAAUUUGCUUGUCUCAUUGGUGGGGGAUUUCACUUUGAGACCUUAAGUUCUUGGGUAGAUCUGGUCAAUGGUGUUGGUGUUUGGUUUUUUUCAUCUUAUAAGUAGCUUUAUGCAUUGAUGCCCAAUCUGGGUUUUCAUUAUUUUCUUUAUUGAAUUAUGUAAUAAUUUAAAAUGUUAGUUUGGGGUUGAUCUGGGUUUCAAGUAUAUGUCUCAGUUGAACUAUAUCUUUUAGUAGGAUUGACUCCGGCGUAGAGUAGCGAAUUCGGUAUUUCAAGGAGCUCUCUUUCUCUGUCUCUCCCCCUCCUUAUAUCUGAAGUUUGCUUGGUCCCGAACUCAAUAAUUGUUCUUUCUCUACAUUUGGUCUAAUCAACCGAGUUCAUUGGUUCAUUAUGUUCAUGUUUCGGCAUUUUGAGUAUUUGAUUUUUUUUCCUCAUCCUCUGUAUAUGGUCCACGAAUCCAGAAAUUUCUGCAUUCCAGAACAAAGCUGUUCCUUUCUUGCUAUGUCCAUGUUUCAGUUUUCUAUAUAACUGCAGGUUUUAUCUACACCGUUUAUUUGCAGUUAUAGCUGCACCUUUAAUUACAUGUUCUGAUAUAUAUUUGGUUUGAUAGCGAUUAGUUUGUUAGCUGCACCUUUUACACAAAUUGAUAGUUGAAUUAGUUUGUGUUGAGCUCCAAUGGUCAUUAAGAAUGGAAUUAUUUGGCCAGGUUUUGGAAUCUUGUGUGUCUGGGUUCUGGACUCAUGGUUCAAUCAUCAAUUGAACUGUAUCUAGAAACUGGAACAAACAUGGGGCAUCUAAAACCAGACUCUGGAACCAUCUCAUUUAAUGGUGAAAGAAAGGAAUCUCCAGCUAAGAAUUUCAGAGGUGCUUUAGCUUGUAUGGUUAAUUCUGAAAUAGGUGCUGUUUUGGCUGUGAUGCGAAGAAAUGUACGAUGGGGAGUUCGCUAUGUGGCAGAUGAUGAUAAGCUAGAGCACUCUCUCAUCCAUUCUUUGAAAGAACUUCGAAAGAAGAUAUUUUCUUGGCAAAAUAAGUGGCACAAUGUCGAUCCAGCUGUGUACCUCCAGCCAUUUUUGGAUGUCAUUCAAUCUGAUGAAACUGGUGCACCAAUCACUGGAGUUGCAUUGUCAUCUGUUUACAAGAUAUUGAGCCUUGACAUACUUAAUCUUGAUACUGUGAACGUGGGAGAUGCUAUGCAUUUGAUAGUUGAUGCAGUGACAAGUUGCCGGUUUGAGGUCACUGAUCCUGCCUCUGAAGAAGUGGUGCUGAUGAAGAUACUUCAGGUUCUUUUGGCUUGCAUGAAGAGUACGGCAUCCGUUAGGUUGAGUAAUCAGCAUGUGUGCAAUAUUGUAAAUACAUGCUUUCGAGUGGUUCAUCAAGCUAGCUCCAAAGGUGAAUUGUUGCAGCGGAUUGCACGCCAUACUAUGCAUGAAUUGGUUAGGUGUAUUUUCUCUCACUUGCCUGAUAUAGACAGCACCGAACAUGCAUUGGCUAAUGGAAACAGUUCGUGUGUUAAUAAAGAGGUAGGUUCACCAGAGAAGGAUCAUACAUUCGAAAGUGAACAGCUACAAAAUGGUGAUGGAGUUGAAUUUGGUGGUCAAUCAUCCGCAUAUGCUUCAAAGGCUCCCAUGAGUAUGUCAGCUAGUGGGACGAGCAAUGGGGGGACAAAUGCUAGUAAUGGAGUGGAGCCUACUAAAAAUGAUGAGAAACUUUUGAUGGAACCGUAUGGGGUCCCUUCAAUGGUGGAGAUAUUUCACUUUCUGUGCUCUCUUUUGAAUGCCAUUGAGCACAUAGAAUUCGGUCCUCAAUCAAAUCCUAUAGCAUAUGAUGAAGAUGUUCCCUUAUUUGCAUUAGGCUUGAUUAAUUCAGCUAUUGAGUUGGGUGGCCCCUAUAUAGGUAAACACCCCCAGUUAUUGGCUAUUGUUCAAGAUGAACUGUUUCGUAAUCUUAUGCAAUAUGCUUUGUCGAUGAGUCCCCUGAUUCUCUCAACAGUAUGUAGCAUUGUUCUUAACCUGUAUCAUCAUUUAAGAACCGAGCUAAAAGUGCAGCUUGAAGCUUUCCUGUCAUGUGUGCUUUUGAGGCUUGCCCAAAGCAAGCAUGGCUCUUCAUACCAACUGCAGGAGGUUGCUAUGGAGGCUCUGGUUGAUCUCUGCAGGCAACACACUUUUAUGGCUGAGAUGUAUGCAAACUUUGAUUGUGACAUAACCUGCAGUAAUAUGUUUGAAGAUCUUGCUAACCUGCUGUCAAAAAGCGCAUUUCCUGUGAAUGGACCUUUAUCUGCAAUGCAUAUUCUUGCCCUGGAUGGUUUAAUAUCCAUGGUUCAGGGUAUGGCUGAGAGGCUAGGAAAUGAACCUCUUACAUCAGAGCCUCUGCAAGAUGAUGAGGGAUAUAAGGAAUUUUGGACAAAGACGUGUGAGAAUUAUAGUGACCCUAAUUUUUGGGUUCCAUUUGUCCGUAAGUUGAAAUACAUCAAGAGAAAGUUGAUGGUUGGAGCAGAUCACUUCAAUAGGGAUCCUAAGAAAGGUCUAGAAUUUCUUCAAGGAAUGCAUUUGUUGCCUGAGAAACUUGACCCUCAAAGUGUGGCAUGCCUUUUCAGAUACACCACUGGGUUAGAUAAGAAUCUUGUUGGGGAUUUUCUUGGGAAUCAUGAUGAAUUUUGUGUUCAGGUGCUUCAUGAAUUUGCUAGGACUUUUGAUUUCCAAGACAUGAGUUUAGAUACUGCAUUGCGUCUUUUCUUGGGAACUUUUAGAUUGCCUGGAGAAUCACAAAAAAUACAGAGGGUACUUGAGGCAUUUGCGGAAAGAUAUUAUGAGCAGUCACCACAUAUAUUAAUCAACAAAGAUGCUGCUCUCGUGUUGUCAUAUUCACUUAUACUUCUUAACACAGAUCAACAUAAUGCACAGGUAAAGAAAAAGAUGACUGAAGAAGACUUUAUCCGAAACAAUAGGAGAAUCAACGGAGGGAUGGAUCUUCCACGUGGGUUCCUGUCGGAGCUUUACCGCUCUAUUUGUGAGAAUGAAAUCCAGAUGAUCCCUGACCAAAAUGCUGGCUUUCCGGUGAUUGCAUCGAGCCAAUGGAUUAAUGUGAUUUACAAAUCCAGAAAGUCCUCCCCUUUCAUUGUCUGUGAUUCAACCGAGCUCCUCACCUAUGAUAUGUUUACUAUCCUUUCAGGACCCACAAUCGCUGCUUUGUCAGUGAUUUUUGAUCAGGUGGAGCAGGAAGAUGUUUUACAAACAUGUAUUGAUGGAUUCUUGUCUGUAGCCAAAAUAGCAGCAUGCUAUCACUGUGAUGAUGUGUUGGAUGAUUUGGUCGUAUCUCUUUGUAAAUUCACAACCCUCGUGACUCCAUUAUCCAUUGAGGACGCUAUCAUUUCUCUUGGAGAUGACUUGAAGACCAGGAUGGCAACCACAACAGUUUUCACCAUAGCAAAUAGGUAUGGUGAUUAUAUUCACUCUGGAUGGAAGAACAUACUGGACUGUGUAUUAAGCUUGCACAAGCUUGGCCUUCUACCUGCUAGCCUGACUAGUGAUGCAGAGUAUGAUCUGGAGCCCUCUUCUGAUCCAGAGCGGGGGAAACCUGCUACUGCUUCAUUGUCUGCAUCACACAUGCCAUCUGUGGCCACUUCUCGUAAAUCAUCUGGUUUGAUGGGCAGGUUCAGCCAGUUCUUAUCUUUUGAUAUGGAGGAGCCGAGGUCACAACCAACAGAACAACAACUCGCAGGUCAGCAGCGAACUCGUGAGACUAUACAGAACUGCCACAUUGAUAGCAUUUUUAUGGAGAGUAAGUUUCUCCGAGCUGAGUCUUUAUUACAGCUUGUGGAGGUCCUUAUCUCAGCUGCUGGCCGCCUCCGUAAAGUAACUGGAUCCAUUGAGGAUGAAGACACUGUGGUAUUCUGCCUGGAGUUGCUGAUUGCAAUUACCCUGAAUAAUCGAGACAGGAUAAUGCUUAUCUGGAAAGGUGUUUAUGAGCACAUAUCUGAUAUUGUUCAGUCGACUAUUAUGCCUUGCAUGCUGGUUGAAAAGGCUGUAUUUGGGCUCCUUAAGAUAUGCCAGCGACUACUUCCUUAUAAGGAAAACUUGACUGACGAACUCCUCAGGUCACUGCAACUGGUUUUAAAACUUGAUGCUCGGGUUGCUGAUGCUUAUUGUGAACACAUCACACAAGAAGUUAUGCACCUUGUAAAAGCAAAUGCAACUCAUGUGAGAUCCCAUACGGGUUGGCGCACAAUUAUUUCAUUGCUAUCUAUCACAGCUCGACAUCCAGAAGCAUCUGAAGUCGGGUUUGAGGCACUAGCAUUUAUUAUGUCUGAUGGGGCACACCUGUUACCGUCUAAUUAUGUUCUUUGUGUGGAUGCUGCAAGGCAAUUUGCUGAGUCUCGGGUUGGGGAGGUUGAUCUGUCUAUUUCUGCCUUAGAUAUGAUGGCAGGUUCUGUAGUUUGUCUAGUUACAUGGUCUUGCGAGACUAAGAUUGCUGUGGAUAAGGACGCUGCAGUAAAAGUCAGUCAAGAUAUCGGGGAGAUGUGGCUGAGGCUGGUCCAGGGUUUGAGGAAAGUGUGUUUGGACCAGAGAGAAGAAGUGAGGAACCAUGCUAUUUUAAUGUUACAGAGGUGUUUGGCAGGAGUGGAUGGGAUUCAACUUCCAAAUGCCUUGUGGUUGCAAUGUUUUGAUCUGGUGAUUUUCACCUUGCUUGAUGAUUUACUGGAAACCGUGCUGGGGAAAUCUCCAAAGGACUACCGGAAUAUGGAGGGAACGCUUGUUCUAGCCAUGAAACUCAUGUCAAAAGUGUUCUUGCAUUUACUGUUGGAUCUUUGGCGCUUACCUUCUUUCUGCAAACUAUGGCUGGGGAUUCUUAAUCGUAUGGAGAGAUAUAUGAACAUAAAAUUCAGGGGAAGACGUGGUGAGAAGAUGCAUGAAUUGAUUCCUGAGCUCCUCAAGGACACCCUACUUGUAAUGAAGACAACUGGAUUACUCACACCCAGUGACACUAUUGGUGGGGAUAGUUUUUGGCAACUGACAUGGUUGCAUGUUAAGAAUAUAUCCCCUUCUUUGCAAUCAGAAUUGUUCCCUGCAUUUGAAUUGGAGCAGCAGCAAUCAAAGCAAAUAAAAGCAGCAGGAAUUCCUGCACCUGAUGGAACUGAUCUUGUCCGUUCAAGUGAGACCACAGCAUGAGGUAUACCAGCUACAACACCAAGGAGGCAGCCCUCUAUGGUUGGAUGUUGAUAUUUAGAGUUGACACAGCCUUCAGAUUUCACAACAUCAAAAGUUUCUCGAGGAGAUGCAGAAACUAAGGAAGCAAGCUUUGGAACCUGGUUUAAUACUGGGUGGUUUGAACAUCUUCUUGUUUUUUUUUUUUUUUUUUUUUAAUUUCACUCAGUGAGCGAGUGGAAUGGCUCUAUUGGAGAGAGCGUAAGCAGUGCUAAUUUGUUAUACCAGUGGGCUCUUAGUAGAUAUCUCACUUAAAUUUUGUAUUUGGUUGAUUAAUAUAUAUACCAAAACCAUCAAAUACUUAGUGUCAGUAUGCUCUAUUGAUAAUGCAAUGGUCUAGUUCAGCUGGAUUUCUUGAUCUGCACUCUGAGCCAGAUAAUUUUUUAGCUUUUCCAUUGUUUAGCAAUAUCUGCGGAUCUCUUUCAGCAUUUCAAAUGUCAGAUAUUUGGCUGUUGCUUUUACAGAAUAUUUCAAUUUGGUGUAAUGUUAUUCAUAUAUCUUACAACUACCAUCUGACAAUCAUUGGAUCUGACAUUAGGAGAAUACUGAAUAAUGAUGUUGGGCCUAUAAAGGUUUAGCCCAUUAGGCCCAACACCGAAUAUCACCCUUUUCCGGAAGAGAAACUCUAUUCAGCAUCCGGCUUAAGUUUUCUACACCGCACACGUGAUGUGGCGAACCCAGUCUGGGUGCCACAUCACGGUUCUUGAUCUGUAAUUCCUCUACUGAAACUGCCUUCCUCUCCUCAUGCCCCUCUCUCUCGUGAUUCUCUCUCUCGUGUUCCUUUCUCCUGUGCUCCUCUUUCUCCCUCUGUGCUCCUCUCUUAUGCGCUCCUCUCUGUGAUUUUAGGGCAAAGUCGUCCCUUGCAAACUCUAGUCGACGUCGAAGAGAAGACCGUCCCUGCAUCCAGAUCUGUGGCCAAGCCACGGUAAGUUUCCGAUCGAAACCUGGUUUUUGAUUCCCCAGUACAGUGACAGGGUAAAUAUCUCCCCCGUGUCACUGCAAAUAUCUCCUCUUCGAUGGAAACUUGUAUGCCAGUGCAGGUGCUUCAGACAAUGAUUCAAAUGGGUGUUCUUGUACCUACUGGGAAUAUGACUGCUGUCAGACGAACAACAUAGUUCUUCCUUAACAGUUUUGAAGAGCAUCUUGCUGCACAAAGAAAGGAAAGAGAGCUGGCCACAAUGGAGCCAGGGUUUAAAAAGCCAUUGGGUAAGGAUGAAAGAGUAAUGAAAAAGAAACAAAGGCUGGCUCCAAUGGGUAAUUCACCUGGUGUAGAUCUUAUGUCUGUGAUAGGUUUUAUCAUGGUUGAUUAAGUUUCGAAUGUCACAACUAUAUGACAAUAGAUUUUGAGAGUUAAGUGCAUGUGGUGGGCAGAAUCAAUAAAUGCAUUUUGGGAUAUUGCUUUUGUAGAAACAUAAUUAAUAAUUUGGUCUUAUGAUUUUUAGGUAUAUUCUCAGGAAUAGCAAUCAAUUACAAUACCUUUGACAUGCUUCUUACCGGCAUAUAAAAUGCGAACUGGUUGGUCCUCUAUUUUAUUGGGAGUCUUGACUUUUCAGAGAAGAUUUUGUUCUGGGGUCUGUUUUUUCUUGUUGAACUUGAGACAUAGGAAGUUAAGGCAUACUCUGGGGUUAGAAUAAGAAAACCCUCUCCUUGUUUGAUGCGUACACAUGCAACUGUAUUCUGCCCCAUUAAAGCUUGAGAUUUUAGAAGUUAUUUAAAUUGUUCGUGGCUAAUUGAAUAACGAAGAUUAUGUAAUGUAUCCACGCAUGUACAGUAACAUAUUGUGUGCAUAUCUGCAUAUGUACAAAUAUAAUAAAGUAAACAGAUGGCUCUAUCUUAUCUUUAAACUUUCUACCGUCAGAUCAGUUAGUCAUGUGAAUGUUCUACUUCGGAUAACAAAAGCAAGUGCUAGGGUUUUCACAUGUUCCCCAUGAACAUGAGAUUCUAACUGUUGCACUCUCCUAACGGGAAGAUCUAUUAGCUAUUGCAGCAGAUCAACCCUUUUGAUUUCCCGCUACAUUCACAUUUGUUUUUAGAGCAUUUUCAGCAGUUUUGGAUGGCAUUGGAAAGGGCCUUGACCCUCGAUUUGAUAUUACCGAGAUUGCCAAACCCUAUGCGAUGGAGUUGUUAAAGGUUUAAGGAAGCUGGUUUUGAAGUUAUCCUGAAGGCAAACUCAAAACUCUCUUGACUUAUCAACAAGGAUAGCUUUCAGCCCUCAACGAGGAGUUACAUUUGUAAUUUGUAACACUUCUGUGGUAGAUGUCGGCAUUGUAGUAACCUUUAACGGAAUGAAUGUCUACUGAUGGUGUAUAAUUUUGUAAUAUACGAAAAAAUUGUUCAUUAAAAUGUGCUUCUGGCUUUAA
Messenger RNA from Carya illinoinensis, 7722 nucleotides. Its product is annotated as ARF guanine-nucleotide exchange factor GNOM-like. The coding region runs from base 902 to 5326 and encodes 1474 amino acids. NCBI's taxonomy places the organism in Eukaryota, Viridiplantae, Streptophyta, Magnoliopsida, Fagales, Juglandaceae. The transcript is spliced from 6 exons. The record is from RefSeq and is a predicted model, not a curated record. Gene Ontology annotation, molecular function: guanyl-nucleotide exchange factor activity. Gene Ontology annotation, biological process: regulation of ARF protein signal transduction.